AUGGCUCAAGAAUAUAAGCUCAAGGGGCUCACAAGCCUCGAUCUGAAGCCGGGUGAGAAGAAAGAGGUCGAGGUUGAGGGCAUUGAGGAAGGGAAGGUGUUGCUCUGCAAUGUGGCCGGGAAGGUCUCAGCUCUGGGUGCCAAAUGUACUCAUUAUGGAGCUCCGUUAGUCAAGGGUGUUCUGACCGGCGAUGGACGGAUCACAUGUCCGUGGCAUGGAGCUUGCUUUAAGGCUUGGAAUGGAGAUAUCGAAAAUGCCCCUGCCAUCGAUGCCCUUCCAUCCUUCGCCAUAUCCGAAAAGAACGGCGCCGUCUACAUUACUGGCAAGGAAGAGAGCAUUAAGUCCAGCCGAAGAAAGCCAAAUCUCAAGGUCGUGGGCCCUCUCAGCGCGGAGAAGGUCGUUGUGGUCGGUGCUGGAAGCGGUGCGUUAGCUACCGUAGAAGCUCUCCGAGAGAAUGGGUUCAAGGGGUCUGUCACUAUGAUUGGGAAUGAAGGAUAUCGACCAAUUGAUCGAACAAAGCUCUCCAAAGCUCUCAUAGAUGACGUGUCGAAGAUCGCACUUCGAGACGAGGCUUGGUUCAAGGAUGGCUCGAUUGAUGCCAGCUUCAAUGACGAAGUCACUUCGGUAGACUUCAAGGGCAAGAGCGUGACUACUGAAAGUGGGAAAUCAUUUUCAUACACCAAAUUGGUUCUUGCCACGGGUGGUACACCAAGAAGUCUCCCGCUCCCGGGGUUCCAAGGCCUUAGCAACAUUUUCCUCCUCAGAAACAUCGGCCACGUCAAGCAGAUCAACGCCGCAAUUGGCGACGGCAAGAAGAAAAUUGUGAUUGUCGGAAGCUCUUUCAUCGGCAUGGAAGUUGCAAAUGCAGUAGCGAAGGGGAACGACGUAACAGUCAUCGGUAUGGAAAAGACACCACUCGAGCGUGUCCUGGGCGAAACUGUAGGACGGAUCACCCAAACCCUCGUCGAGGGCCAAGGAGUAAAAUUCUACCUCAACGCCGGCGUCAACAAAGCCACACCCCAUGGAUCAGACGCCUCUAGAGUCGGAGCCGUACACCUCAAAGAUGGCACCGUCCUGCCAGCGGAUCUGGUAAUCCUCGGCAUUGGCGUCAGGCCUGCCACCGCAUUCCUAAAAGACAACCCGGCACUCAAACUCCUCGACGAUGGGUCUCUGAAAACAGACGAGAACUUCAACGUCCAAGGCCUGAAAGAUGUCUACGCAAUCGGCGACAUAGCAACCUACCAAUACCACGGACCCGGUACACCCCCCUCCGGAGCACCAGUACGCAUCGAGCAUUGGGACGUAGCUCAGAACUCCGGACGUGCCGUGGCAGCACACAUAGCAGCGCCCUCGACGCCUCCAAAGCCCUUCAUCCCGAUCUUCUGGUCUGCGCUAGGUAAGCAGUUGCGGUAUUGCGGCAACACGGUUCACGGGUUCGAUGAUGUUGUGGUGACGGGCGAGCCGGAUAAGGGGAAAUUCGCCGCGUAUUAUACAAAGGGGGAGACUGUUGUUGCGGUCGCAACGAUGAUGACGGAUCCCGUUGUGUCGCAGGCAAGUGAGUUGAUGCGGAGGGACGCGAUGCCGAGGAAGAGCGAAAUACAAAUGGGGUUGGAUAUUUUGGCUUGUGAAGUCCCUGCUGAGACGGUGAUUCCGAAGGUAGGUGGCGGGCAGUGA
Venustampulla echinocandica is the source of this 1674-nucleotide messenger RNA. RefSeq lists its product as uncharacterized. Bases 1 to 1674 code for a protein of 557 amino acids. NCBI's taxonomy places the organism in Eukaryota, Fungi, Ascomycota, Leotiomycetes, Helotiales, Pleuroascaceae. The transcript has 2 exons. Gene Ontology annotation, molecular function: 2 iron, 2 sulfur cluster binding; oxidoreductase activity, acting on NAD(P)H; flavin adenine dinucleotide binding. The record is from RefSeq and is a predicted model, not a curated record. Gene Ontology annotation, cellular component: cytoplasm.